CUGUCUAUCACAGAAAAGGCUAACAAAACGGUCACAAACCAAAAAAAAAAAAAAGACAACCGACAAAAAAAAAAGACAGUUCAUUUGUUAUUGAGAAAGUGUUAAUCUUUUCGCACAUUCUUGUCUGAUCUUCUUCUUUCUUCCGAAUCUCUCUGAGGAGUUUCGAUUCAGUUUCGUAGUUGUUUGGUGAUCAACGACCGGAUCUGCUCGAAGUAGCCGACAAUCUCAUCUCAAACAAGCAUUCUCAAAAGUCUCCACCUUUUGAUUGGAUUUGCUGCUUACUUUACUUUUGAGCUCCAAGGAUCGCCAUUGCAGAGCUUCCUUGUAACUUGAAGAGUUAGCUUCCAACUCUACAAUCAAAAUUGAGAUCUGGGUUCUUGCUGCUUGUAGCUCAUAGUGAGAGAGUUGUCAUCGGUUGUUCAUAAACUCAGAUUAGUGUCUUUUCUCCUAAAAACUUUAUUAAGCUUAGAAUCUGUUUGAUGAAAUCCCCCCCCCCCCUGUGAGGAAGUUAUAGGCAUUUAGAAAUGUGUAAAGCGGAGAAGUCUCUAUACCAGAGGAAGCUGUGGGAGAUGAAGGUUAAGUUCCUAGGAGGAGGAGAUAGCAGCAAGAUUGACAAGUUCAAGAACUCCCUUGUUUCCAAGUCUCGUAUGAGCCUUUGGAUGAUUCGUGCUAUGACCGUAUUGUUGCUAUGGAGCUGUUUUGUUCAUUUGGUGGCAGUGGGAGGGAUGUGGGGACCAAGAUUGUUGAAAGGCUGGCCUUCUUGUUUCAAUCACCAUCAUGACUUCCCAAUGGCUGCUGCUGCACAAGAAUUGGCUUCUCUUCCCAUCAAAAUAGCCCUCCCUCCUAAAAGGAUAUAUCACAACAAUGGCUAUCUUAUGGUUUCUUGCAAUGGAGGACUCAACCAAAUGCGAGCUGCGAUAUGUGAUAUGGUGACUAUUGCAAGAUACAUGAAUGUCACACUUAUAGUCCCGGAGCUUGACAAGACCUCUUUCUGGAACGAUCCAAGGUUAUUAUUAUUAUUAUUAUUGCCAUCCAUCUCUCACUCAGAGCUUCUUUUGCUUCUCUUGAAAGUUGUUGAUGGGUGUUCUUAUGUGAGCAGUGAGUUCAAAGACAUAUUCGAUGUGGAUCACUUCAUAACUUCUUUGAGAGAUGAAGUUCGUAUACUUAAAGAGGUUCCUCCAAGGCUUAAGAGAAGGGUUGAGCUCGGUGUAUACCACACCAUGCCUCCUAUCAGCUGGUCCAACAUGUCCUACUACCAAGACCAGAUUCUUCCCUUGGUGAAGAAGCAUAAGGUCUUACAACUGAACAAGACCGAUACUCGACUUGCUAAUAACGAACUCCCUGUUGAGGUCCAGAAGCUGAGAUGCAGAGUAAACUUCAACGGGCUCAGGUUUACUCCAAAGAUUGAGGAACUAGGUAGAAGAGUAGUCAAGAUUCUGAGGGAGAAAGGUCCCUUUCUGGUUCUCCAUCUCAGAUACGAAAUGGAUAUGUUGGCCUUCUCUGGUUGCUCCCAUGGUUGCAACCGCUACGAAGAGGAAGAGCUCACAAGAAUGAGAUAUGCUUAUCCAUGGUGGAAGGAGAAAGUAAUAGACUCAGAGUUGAAGAGGAAAGAAGGUCUUUGUCCACUGACUCCAGAAGAAACAGCUCUGACACUAUCUGCCUUGGGGAUUGACCGUAAUGUUCAGAUUUACAUAGCUGCAGGAGAGAUAUACGGUGGUAAAAGGAGGUUAAAGGUUUUAACAGACGUCUUUCCAAAUGUGGUGAGGAAAGAAACUCUGCUUGAUUCUUCUGAUUUGAGUUUCUGUAAGAACCAUUCUUCUCAAAUGGCUGCUCUUGAUUACCUCAUCUCUCUCGAAAGUGACAUAUUCGUUCCUACUUAUUAUGGGAACAUGGCUAAAGUCGUGGAAGGUCAUCGCAGGUUCUUGGGGUUCAAGAAAACGAUUGAGCUAAACAGGAAGUUUUUGGUUAAUCUAAUAGAUGAAUACUACCAAGGAAUGUUGAGCUGGGAAGUGUUUUCGACCACGGUGAAGGCCUUUCACGCUACAAGAAUGGGAGGUCCCAAGAAGCGGCUUGUGAUUCCUAAUAGACCUAAAGAAGAAGACUACUUCUAUGCUAAUCCAUACGAAUGUCUUCAGCUGUUACAUGAGAAUGAAAAUGCUGAUUCAGUUGAUGAAACCAAAUGAUCAGAGCCACCACCAUUGUCAUCUCUGUUAGAUAUGGGUGAUGCAGGACAUACAUGGAUGGGUGAAUAAUGGAGUUAUCUACGGAGACUGUAUAUCAAUCUCAGUUAGGGUUUUCUGGUGUACAAAAGACUUCUGAAGAGCUUCCUUGCAUGAGAAGAUAGAUCGAAGCUUUCAUUGUGAAGUUUCCAUCCUUUGGCAUCAUCAUCAUCCAUGGUCUUGCAGUUUUGGUGGCUGGAGAAUAAAAUUUUAAAAUGCAAUGUAUAAUUAUGUUACACAUUAUUAUAAUUAUUAUUUAUAAUUAUUUGAGAUAAUAAAUAAGUAUUAUAUUUAAAUU
Raphanus sativus (radish) is the source of this 2517-nucleotide messenger RNA. Its product is annotated as rhamnogalacturonan I rhamnosyltransferase 1. The record is from RefSeq and is a predicted model, not a curated record. Gene Ontology annotation, cellular component: cytoplasm. The transcript has 7 exons. Lineage: Eukaryota; Viridiplantae; Streptophyta; Magnoliopsida; Brassicales; Brassicaceae. Bases 525 to 2183 code for a protein of 552 amino acids.